Brassica rapa (field mustard) is the source of this 1136-nucleotide messenger RNA. RefSeq lists its product as uncharacterized. Gene Ontology annotation, cellular component: peroxisome. Lineage: Eukaryota; Viridiplantae; Streptophyta; Magnoliopsida; Brassicales; Brassicaceae. Gene Ontology annotation, molecular function: RNA nuclease activity. The record is from RefSeq and is a predicted model, not a curated record. Gene Ontology annotation, biological process: regulation of gene expression.
AAUCCGUAUUUGGUAAGUAAGCCCACACCAUAUACUAGGUUUUAUUAGGCGCAUUAGUUUGGUGUAUACAAAAAGAAACCCUAGUCCGACGUAUGGAGGACUUGCCUGUGAGAUUUGUUAGAGAUGAUGUUGGGGAACGAUGCGGCGGAGACCUCUAAAAUAGAGGUGUGGUGGGACAUGAAGGACUGUCCGAUUCCGGAGGGGUAUGAUGCUCGUCCGGUCCGUCCAAGUAUAGAAAGGGCGUUCAAUAAACUAGGCUACAGUACUUGUCCUGUCUCCAUCACUGCCUAUGGCGACCAAAACCAAACCCCUUGCCACGUCCUGCGAGGGCUGUCUUCCACUGGAGUCGCUGUUGUACAUACCAUAUCAGAAAGCACGCGUUCAGUCAUGCAUCGGGAUAUGGUGGAGUGGCGAGGUCAAAAUCCACCUCCGGCUACAAUUUUGAUCAUAUCCGAUCAAGUGGAAGGUGACUUCUCCUGGGAUCUUGCCCGGCUACAACAGCGCACUAGAUACCACCUUUUUCUGGCUUAUUCAAGCAAGCCUUGUAACGAUUUAUUCCUGCUCCGUUAUGCAAAUUGGCGCUGGGAGAAAUUACUAGAAGAAGAAGGAGGCACACCACCACUUGUGGCGACGGGUGGAUUAUCAUCUGCUGCCGUGUUUUAUUGCAAAUCGUGUAAUUUCAAUUGCCAAAGCCUGAAGACAGUCAGGAAGCAUCUCUCGAGUUAUAAGCAUGGACUGGAAGAUGCUAUAAAUUCUCCGGACUCACGACUCUUAUGUGUAACGAAGACUUGGGCAAAGAACUACCCGGCCACGCCUGAACACGCCACAGCUAAAAUGCAUGUGUUGUGGGACAUGAAUGACUCCCCUAUUCCCGAGGGGUAUGAUGCUUGUCGUGUCCGUCCAAGUAUAGAAAGGGCGUUCAAGGAACUAGGCUACACAGGUCCUGUCUCCAUCACAGCCUUUGCCGACCAAAAACAAACCCCUGAUCACCACCUUCUUGCGCUCUCUUCCACUGGUGUCUUUUUUGCUCAUACCCUUCCCUGUUAGUGUAUCCCAUUUCCCUGCUGUUAUAUAAUUAGUGUUUAAUUAAUUUUCAACUGAAAUUGUUUCCUUUGUUGAAAUAGGGGUCUUACACA